Molecule: messenger RNA, 1983 nt
Organism: Ectocarpus siliculosus
Lineage: Eukaryota; Phaeophyceae; Ectocarpales; Ectocarpaceae
Source: the annotation of a GenBank genome assembly
AUGAAGCGUCAGACUCAUGUCGCAACAAUGCCCGGGCUCAACUCUGACUUCGUGUUUACACGGCGUGGCCUGGAAACGUUGAGCGGCGAGCUGGGGGCGCUCGGUGAGGCCGCCAAGGCAGAGCGACACGUGGCACAUUCCGAAGUUCUCGGGGCGAGGCGUGACGCAGCAAACGCCCACGAAGCCACCACAGCACAGCUCGCCGGCGUUGGUCGUCAAGUACACGGCGUAAGGAGUGAUAUCGCGGAUGCCCGGAAGGCCACCACGGCACAGCUUUCCGGGGUCGCGCAACAAGUACACGGCGUGAAGCACGAUAUAGCGAACGCUCACGAAGCCACCACAGCACAGCUCGCCGGCGUUGGUCGUCAAGUACACGGCGUAAGGAGUGAUAUCGCGGAUGCCCGGAAGGCUACCACAGCACAGCUUUCCGGGGUCGCGCAACAAGUACACGGCGUGAAGCACGACAUAGCGAACGCCCACGAAGCCACCACAGGACAGCUCGCCGGUGUUGGUCGUCAAGUACACGGCGUAAGGAGUGAUAUCGCGGAUGCCCGGAAGGCUACCACGGCACAGCUUGCCGAGGUUGAGCGACAAGUACACGGCGUAAAGCACGACGUAGCGACCGCCCGCGAGGCUACCAUAGCACAGCUCGCUGGGGUUGAGCAACAAGUGCACGGCGUGAAGUACGAUGUGGCGAGCUCGCAUGACGCUACCAUGGCGCAGUUGAAAGGCGCUCGUUCUCAAGUCGCCGACGUCAAGUGGGACCUAGCAAGCGUGAGCGCAUCGGUGGACGAGUGUCGAUCGGAGAACGAGCUGUUUUUCAAGAGCUUCACGCAAGGGUUGGCGGCUACGCACCGGGGCAUCGAGACCCUGAUGAGCGCGCCCCUGAAAGAGGCAGAGAUGGCUCUCAAGAAUUUCACAGCCAGCGGUGGCAACGUGCGGUUCUUGGACGUGGCGCACAGCAAAGCCAUGACAGCCUUGGUCCAGGGUCACACCGUCGAUGUCAAGCUUAGCGCGGCCGUCAUAGCUGUUUCAGCCGGCUACGUCUUCGCGAGCAAGACGGAUUCUCCGCUUGAAGCCAAACAGUUCACGGUAAACGGGACGCUAGUGAACAUCGUGGACGUCCUGGCUCCGCUCUGGGUGGACUCGUCCCGCGCUGCUUCGGCCGAUGGACCGAAGGUCUUGGCAUUUCUCCUCAACCUUGUGUCUUGUGUAUGCGCCCUUCCCCCGGUGGCUGAACCAGUCUUGCCUGACCUCGACAAGCGCCUCCUCCCAGCCUUCGGCACACUCUGUGCGACCGAGCCCGGGAUUUAUCGCAUGUAUCCCGAGAUCGGAGGCGUUGCGGCAAGGGCGUUGCUUGCUAGUCAGACGAUGAGAGACCUGUUCGAGUUGGCCGAUGAGGUCGAUGUAGAUGUCGCCAGAUGUACCAGCAAAGACGAGGUGAUCCAGAUUCUACUAGGGUCCGGCAAAGCCCUCUUUCGUGCACCCGCCACGGGGGUCGAGGCAAAGCUUGAAAGCCAGACUAUGUUGGAUCUGUGUCAAUUGGCGCGUGAAAAGGAUGUGGAUAUCGACCGCUACAAGACCCACGUGAUCAAGAUUCUUCUUGGAUCGGGGAAGGACCUCAACCCAACGCGAGAUGCUUCGACCGACCGCGCUGCUCUGUUAGCCUUGUUCAUCGCUACGAACGGCCCGUCAUGGACAACAAGCACGGCGUGGGGGACGGCUGCCCCCCUUGGAGAGUGGUACGGCGUUACCGUGGAUGAUGACGGUCGGGUGUCACAACUGGAGCUACGGGAAAACGGGUUGUCCGGUGUUAUUCCACCGGAGUUCGCCAGACUGACGGCUCUCACGAAAUUGAAUCUUGGCGAGAACAACCUAACCGGUGAGAUCUUGCAUUCGGUUCUCUCUACUAUUUUGCAGGUGAUAGAUGGACGCAUCCUUUGGUACAUUAGCUGUGUUUGUGGCGUGUUCAAUGCUAGAUAA